GCUUUUCGAGGUGUUUUCAAUACAUUUUUAGGAAUGAUGAUCUUUAUGGAUGUGGACAUGGAAAAACUCGGCCCAGUGAAGCCCAAAGUCUUUUAUGGAUGACAUCGAAGAGCCAGAUAUUCCAGUUUUGAGAAUAAUCCAAGAUGGGCAUCUAGAUUCAGAUGACAGUGGCGAUGAUUCUCCGUAUACUCAUAUGGAUGUCACUUAUAAAGCAGCCAAAUUCAAGGCGGUACUGGUCUCCUAAUACCCGAAUCGACCAAGUGGCUGAUGUUAUACCAGUUAACCGUUUUGAAGAAAUAAAAAGAUUCCUUCAUUUCACUGACAACCAGAAGAUUACCACAAGCACAGAUAAAAUCACGCUGGUUUUCAACCAGAUAAAAUCAGCUUGUCAGAAGGUACCUUUAGAAGAAAAUUUGUCGUGUGACGAACAGAUUGUUCCAUUCAAGGGACGAAUUUCUCUGAAAACCUACAAUCCUAAAAAACCCCAUAAGUGGGGAUAUAAGAUAUGGGUUUUGUCUGGCAGAGUCACCAAAGCAGAAGAUGUAAGGAGCCUACUCCAAGCACUGAGGUCAGGUAUGAUGAUGUACAGCACUGGCCUCAAUGGACGGAAAACCGUGAAAGAUGCAAAAAUCAAGGUUGUAAGGGAAAAAGUCGAGUUUUAUGUCUGAAAUGUAAAGUCCAUCUUUGUUUUUAUGCAAAAAGUAAUUGUUUUGUAGAGUUUCAUACAAAUUAAAAUAACUUCUUAUUGUACUCCAUACGCAUAACGUUCCCAAGUGGGAACAAAAUUUUGUAACCCUUUUUUUAAUAAAUUAUGUU
This is a messenger RNA of Acanthoscelides obtectus, 816 nucleotides long. The record is from the annotation of a GenBank genome assembly. Lineage: Eukaryota; Metazoa; Arthropoda; Insecta; Coleoptera; Chrysomelidae.